CCACUUUGCUCUGACGUCCGUCUCCAGAGCUCUGACGAUCGCCCCCGCCCGCCUCCCUUAUAAAGAGACUUUUCCCAAUACCCGGAUCGAUCACCUUGACCCUCGCAGCCCUCGUCGAGCUCCCCACCUAUCCCCCUCCCACUCACCCCGCUCCUCCCUCCCUCGCUGCCCGGGAAAUCAAGAGACGCCCGGACCCCGGAACAGCUCCAGGGUGACGCCCAGAAGGCUUGAUGAAGUAGCCCACUGUGGAAGAAUCUGCUCCUUACCUUAAAUAAAAAUGGCUUUUCAUGUAGAAGGACUGGUAGCUAUCAUCCUGUUCUACCUCAUUAUAUUUCUGGUUGGAAUAUGGGCUGCGUGGAAAACCAAAAACAGCGGCAAUGCAGAAGAGCGCAGCGAAGCCAUCAUAGUCGGGGGGCGAGAUAUUGGUUUGUUGGUCGGUGGCUUUACCAUGACAGCCACCUGGGUUGGAGGAGGUUACAUCAACGGGACAGCUGAAGCAGUUUAUGGCCCAGGCUGUGGUCUUGCAUGGGCUCAGGCACCCAUAGGGUAUUCUCUGAGUCUGAUCUUAGGUGGUCUGUUCUUUGCAAAACCUAUGCGUUCCAAGGGAUAUGUGACCAUGCUAGACCCAUUUCAACAGAUCUAUGGAAAGCGCAUGGGUGGGCUGCUGUUCAUUCCUGCACUGAUGGGAGAGAUGUUCUGGGCUGCAGCAAUUUUCGCUGCAUUAGGGGCCACCAUCAGCGUGAUCAUUGAUGUGGAUGUGAAUGCGUCGGUCAUUGUCUCUGCCCUCAUUGCCAUCCUUUACACCCUAGUGGGCGGGCUCUACUCUGUGGCAUAUACUGAUGUUGUUCAACUGUUCUGCAUUUUCAUAGGACUGUGGAUCAGUGUCCCCUUUGCCCUGUCACAUCCUGCAGUCACCGACAUUGGAUUCACCGCUGUGCAUGCCAAAUACCAGAGUCCCUGGCUGGGAAGCAUUGAACCAAUUGAAGUUUACACCUGGCUUGACAAUUUUCUGUUGUUGAUGCUGGGUGGAAUCCCAUGGCAAGCCUACUUCCAGAGGGUUCUCUCUUCGUCCUCAGCCACCUACGCUCAGGUGCUGUCCUUCCUGGCAGCUUUUGGGUGUCUGGUGAUGGCUCUACCGUCCAUAUGCAUAGGAGCCAUUGGAGCCUCCACAGACUGGAACCAGACUGCCUAUGGGUUCCCAGAUCCCAAGGCCAAGGAGGAAGGAGACAUGAUCCUCCCGAUUGUCCUCCAGUACCUCUGUCCUGCGUACAUUUCCUUCUUUGGGCUUGGUGCUGUUUCCGCCGCUGUCAUGUCCUCAGCUGACUCUUCCAUCCUGUCAGCAAGUUCCAUGUUUGCUCGGAAUAUCUACCAGCUUUCCUUCAGACAAAAUGCAUCAGACAAAGAGAUCGUGUGGGUCAUGAGGAUCACUGUGUUGGUGUUUGGAGCAUCCGCAACAGCCAUGGCCUUGCUGACAAAGACUGUGUAUGGGCUCUGGUACCUGAGUUCUGACCUAGUCUAUAUCAUCAUCUUCCCCCAGUUGCUCUGUGUACUCUUCAUCAAAGGAACCAACACUUACGGGGCCAUUGCAGGUUACAUUUUUGGACUUUUCCUGAGAAUUACUGGAGGGGAGCCAUAUCUAUACUUGCAGCCCCUAAUCUUCUACCCUGGUUAUUACGUUGACAAGAGUGGUAUAUACAACCAGAGAUUCCCCUUUAAAACUCUCUCCAUGGUUACCUCGUUCUUGACCAACAUUUGUGUUUCUUAUCUAGCCAAAUAUCUAUUUGAAAGUGGAACCUUGCCUCCGAAACUAGACGUAUUUGAUGCCGUCGUUUCGAGGCACAGUGAGGAGAACAUGGACAAGACUAUUCUAGUCAGAAAUGAAAACAUCAAAUUGAAUGAACUUGCACCUGUGAAGCCUCGACAGAGUCUAACUCUCAGUUCAACUUUCACCAACAAAGAGGCCCUUCUCGAUGUUGAUUCCAGCCCAGAGGGAUCUGGGACUGAAGACAACGUACAAUGACCCCACCUAAACUGUACAGAACAGCGUGUUGCUGUAGGAUGGUCUUGGAAAGAAGGUUUGGAACAUAUAUAACAGACAUUAAAAUAUAAACAUUUGGGGGUAGAAGCUUUGCAUAAAUAAAAAGUUAUGAUGGAUGAGUUCAGAAAAAAAUAGCAAUUGCACAGAGAGAAGGAAUCAAGUGUGAAAACAAUGGCUUUAUUUCUCAUCAUAGCACUUUUAAUUUUGAAUAGUUUUGUUAAGGCAUAUAUAAAUGAAUAAAGUCCUAGCCAAAGAAAUGGCCAGAUAUUACUUAUCUCUAUUAUGGAAAGAGGAAAUAUAUAUUAGCGAGCCCAUGGAAAGCAGUCUGAAUGGUUCUUAGCAUCUUUGCUGGCUAAUGCACUGGACAUUAGGUUAAUUACUACAACACGUAUACUGUGUUUAUUCUCAAUCACUACUGUCAAUUUUUCAAUGAGUUAACCAGUUCACCUCUCUCCAUGUGUAUAGUAGCCUGCUUUUCCAUGAUCUGACUGUGACAUUUGCUCAGUUUUCAACUUGCAUUCUCUUAGCCUUUCCUGUUCUUCUUCAUGAACAUGCUCUCCCUCCCCAUUCGUCCCUCCCUUCUUCCCUCUCUCUGCCACUCUUCCAUUUUUUUUCUUUUCCUUCUUCCCCCACUCUUCCCUAUC
Myodes glareolus (Bank vole) is the source of this 2682-nucleotide messenger RNA. It is a transcript of the gene Slc5a7, whose product is annotated as solute carrier family 5 member 7. Gene Ontology annotation, biological process: acetylcholine biosynthetic process; transmembrane transport; neuromuscular synaptic transmission. Gene Ontology annotation, cellular component: axon; perikaryon; plasma membrane. Gene Ontology annotation, molecular function: choline:sodium symporter activity. Lineage: Eukaryota; Metazoa; Chordata; Mammalia; Rodentia; Cricetidae. The record is from RefSeq and is a predicted model, not a curated record.